GUUUGGUGUUUACUGCGGCUGCAGGCGCUGAAUAAGUAGUGUUUUUCGGGGACUGUCGUGCUUUAUCUGUCUCCCGGGCCCUACCUCCUACUAGGGGGUGAGGCCCUGGAGGAGGCCUCGGAAGGGUCUAGCGAUCCGCGCGGGAGGAAGACGGAGCCCGGGGACGCGUGGCCCCCAGGGCAGGACAGGGUAGGGGGCUGGAGGAGACAGUUCUCUGGAUGCCUGUGGAGUAUCUUCAGUGUGACUUCGGGCUGGCAGCUGCAGUCCAAGAGCGUUCCGAGUUCUCCGCGGUCCCCUGGAGUUCCUGGAGCUGGGACAUUUCUGCGCCCCUCUCCCACCGCCCACCUUCUGUUUUUGAAGGAAGACCCCUCGUAGAGACAACUUCCCUCCCAGCCUUGAAGUGGCUUCCCGAAACAUCAUUGUGAGCCACGGAGCACCUCUUGACACUUUGCUGAGGCCUAGGGUGUUAUAUCCUAACUUAUUGACCCAGAGGUACUUGCCGUUAUGGGAAAUCAGCUUGCUGGAAUUGCACCUUCCCAGAUCCUUUCUGUGGAGAGUUAUUUCUCAGAUAUUCAUGACUUUGAGUAUGACAAAAGCCUGGGGAGUACUCGGUUUUUUAAGGUUGCUAGAGCAAAGCACAGAGAAGGCCUGGUGGUUGUGAAGGUUUUUGCAAUUCAGGAUCCUACAUUGCCUUUAACUAGCUAUAAACAAGAGCUGGAGGAACUGAAAAUCAGGCUUCAUUCUGCACAGAACUGUCUGCCUUUCCAGAAAGCAGCAGAAAAAGCCUCCGAAAAAGCAGCUAUGCUCUUUAGGCAAUAUGUACGAGAUAACCUCUAUGAUCGAAUCAGUACUCGUCCGUUUUUAAAUAACAUUGAGAAGCGCUGGAUUGCUUUCCAGAUCCUGACAGCUGUGGACCAAGCACACAAAUCUGGAGUUCGUCAUGGGGACAUCAAAACUGAGAAUGUGAUGGUCACCAGUUGGAACUGGGUUCUUCUGACUGAUUUUGCAAGUUUUAAACCCACUUAUCUUCCAGAAGACAACCCAGCAGAUUUCAACUAUUUUUUUGACACUUCACGGAGAAGAACAUGCUAUAUUGCUCCGGAACGUUUUGUUGAUGGUGGGAUGUUUGCUACUGAGUUAGAAUAUAUGAGAGAUCCUUCAACUCCACUUGUAGACUUAAAUAGCAAUCAGAGAAUAAGAGGAGAGCUGAAGAGAGCAAUGGACAUCUUUUCAGCAGGUUGUGUGAUAGCUGAGCUUUUUACAGAAGGUGUACCAUUAUUUGAUCUCUCUCAACUUCUGGCUUAUAGAAAUGGACAUUUUUUCCCUGAACAAGUGCUAAAUAAAAUUGAAGAUCGCAGCAUCAGAGAACUGGUAACUCAGAUGAUUAACCGUGAGCCAGAUAAACGCUUAGAGGCAGAAGAUUACUUAAAGCAGCAGCGUGGCAAUGCCUUUCCUGAAAUAUUUUAUACUUUUCUUCAGCCCUACAUGGCCCAGUUUGCCAAGGAGACAUUUCUCUCUGCAGAUGAGCGUAUUCUGGUUAUCCGGAAGGAUUUGGGCAACAUUAUUCACAAUCUCUGUGGACAUGAUCUGCCAGAAAAAGCAGAAGGAGAACCUAAGGAGAAUGGGCUGGUUAUCUUGGUGUCUGUUAUAACAUCCUGCCUACAGACCCUCAAAUACUGUGAUUCCAAGCUUGCUGCCUUGGAACUUAUUCUCCAUUUGGCCCCAAGAUUAAGUGUAGAAAUCCUUUUGGACCGUAUUACUCCAUAUCUUUUGCAUUUCAGCAAUGACUCUGUUCCUAGAGUGAGGGCUGAAGCCUUGAGGACGUUGACCAAAAUCCUUGCUCUUGUCAAAGAGGUUCCUCGCAAUGAUAUCAAUAUUUAUCCAGAAUAUAUUCUGCCAGGCAUAGCCCACUUAGCCCAAGAUGAUGCUACUAUUGUUAGACUAGCCUAUGCUGAAAAUAUAGCUUUGUUGGCAGAAACAGCUCUGAGAUUCCUGGAAUUAGUACAGCUAAAAAAUCUCAAUAUGGAAAAUGACCCCAAUAGUGAAGAAAUAGAUGAAGUCACGCAUCCAAAUGGAAAUUAUGACACAGAGCUCCAAGCCUUACAUGAAAUGGUCCAGCAGAAAGUUGUUACUUUGCUAAGUGACCCUGAAAAUAUCGUAAAACAAACGUUAAUGGAAAAUGGAAUAACACGACUAUGUGUAUUCUUUGGAAGACAGAAAGCCAACGAUGUUUUGUUGUCCCACAUGAUCACUUUCCUAAACGAUAAGAAUGAUUGGCAUCUCCGUGGAGCUUUUUUUGAUAGUAUAGUUGGUGUUGCUGCCUAUGUUGGCUGGCAAAGCUCCUCAAUUCUCAAGCCUCUACUACAACAAGGUCUUAGUGAUGCUGAGGAAUUUGUUAUUGUGAAAGCUCUUAAUGCCCUUACUUGUAUGUGCCAGUUGGGGCUUCUACAAAAACCCCAUGUCUAUGAGUUUGCCAGUGACAUUGCUCCCUUCCUGUGUCAUCCCAACUUAUGGAUACGCUAUGGUGCUGUGGGAUUUAUCACAGUGGUAGCCCAUCAAAUAAGUACUGCUGAUGUCUACUGUAAACUGAUGCCUUAUCUCGACCCAUAUAUUACCCAGCCAAUCAUACAGAUUGAAAGAAAACUUGUUCUACUCAGUGUUUUAAAAGAGCCAGUAAGUCGCUCUAUAUUUGAUUAUGCUUUGAGGUCUAAAGAUAUCAGUAGCUUAUUCAGACAUCUUCAUAUGCGUCAGAAGAAACGAAAUGGGUCUCUUCCUGACUGCCCACCACCUGAGGAUCCUGCAAUAGCACAGCUUCUGAAGAAAUUGCUCUCACAGGGAAUGACAGAGGAAGAAGAAGACAAACUUCUGGCACUGAAAGACUUCAUGAUGAAAUCUAAUAAAGCAAAGGCCAAUAUAGUGGAUCAGAGCCACCUUCAUGAUAGUAGUCAGAAAGGUAUAAUUGACUUGGCAGCCUUAGGCAUAAUUGGGAGACAAGUUGAUCUUGUUAAAACCAAACAAGAACCAGAUGACAAACGGGCUAGAAAACAUGUAAAACAAGACUCAAAUGUAAAUGAAGAAUGGAAAAGCAUGUUUGGGUCUCUGGAGCCACCAAACAUCUCACAGGCCCUACCUAAAGGGAGUGACCAAGAGGUGAUUCAGACUGGGAAGCCUCCUCGUUCUGAGUCUUCUGCUGGCAUUUGUGUCCCUUUGUCAACUUCUCCACAGGUUUCAGAAGUGACAAAUGUCCAGAGUAAGAAACCGGUAAUACAAGUUUUAAGUAGUACAAUUCUGCCAUCCACUUACCAGAUUCGGAUCACAACUUGUAAAACUGAACUUCAGCAGCUCAUACAACAGAAGCGGGAGCAGUGCAAUGCUGAGAGGAUCGCCAAGCAAAUGAUGGAGAAUGCGGAAUGGGAGAGCAAACCUCCUCCACCUGGGUGGCGUCCUAAAGGGCUACUGGUUGCACAUCUUCAUGAGCACAAAUCGGCUGUGAAUCGAAUUAGAGUUUCUGAUGAGCACUCACUGUUUGCAACAUGUUCAAAUGAUGGCACAGUGAAGAUCUGGAACAGUCAAAAGAUGGAGGGGAAGACGACCACCACCAGAUCCAUUCUCACAUACAGCCGAAUUGGAGGACGAGUCAAGACUCUCACAUUCUGCCAAGGCUCCCACUAUUUAGCCAUAGCAUCUGAUAAUGGUGCUGUCCAGCUUCUUGGAAUUGAGGGUUCUAAGCUGCCCAAGUCUCCUAAAAUCCAUCCUCUACAAAGCAGAAUUCUGGAUCAGAAGGAGGAUGGCUGUGUCGUGGAUAUGCAUCACUUCAACUCAGGGGCACAGUCUGUUCUUGCCUAUGCCACUGUGAAUGGGUCUCUGGUUGGCUGGGACCUCAGGUCUUCAAGCAAUGCAUGGACUUUAAAGCAUGACUUAAAGUCAGGCCUCAUCACUUCCUUUGCUGUGGACAUCCACCAGUGUUGGCUCUGUAUUGGUACAAGUAGUGGUACCAUGGCUUGUUGGGACAUGCGGUUCCAGUUGCCAAUUUCAAGUCACUGUCAUCCUUCCAGGGCUCGAAUCAGGCGCCUCUCAAUGCACCCCCUGUAUCAGUCCUGGGUGAUUGCAGCUGUUCAGGGCAACAAUGAAGUGUCCAUGUGGGACAUGGAGACUGGUGACAGAAGGUUUACUCUCUGGGCCAGCAGCGCACCACCACUUUCUGAGUUACAGCCUUCUCCUCACAGUGUCCAUGGUAUCUACUGCAGUCCUGCAGAUGGAAAUCCUAUCCUGCUAACAGCUGGAUCAGACAUGAAAAUAAGGUUUUGGGAUUUGGCUUACCCAGAAAGGUCCUAUGUUGUUGCAGGAAGUACUAGUUCCCCAUCUGUCUCUUACUACAGGAAAAUAAUUGAAGGCACUGAAGUUGUCCAGGAAAUUCAGAAUAAGCAGAAGGUGGGGACGAGCGAUGACACCCCUCGAAGAGGCCCAGAGUCUCUGCCCGUGGGGCAUCAUGACAUCAUCACAGACAUUGCCACAUUCCAGACAACACAGGGCUUCAUUGUAACUGCUUCUAGAGAUGGGAUUGUGAAGGUGUGGAAAUAAAAACCUACUGAUUUGUAUAAAUUGUAAUAAAGAGAUAAAUAUAUUGUAACUCAAGAGAAAGGGUAUUUCUAGAGAAUGGAAGUGAGAACAGACUCAUUUGUGUAAUUUUCAGAAUCAGGUCUCUAUGUUAGUGGUUCAUGACUAAAUAGCACCCACGGUGGUUAAGGAAGUUAUACUUGGCCAGUUUACUUGUGUAUCUCACUGCAGGAAAUUAGCCAGACAACAAUAUCUGGGACUGUCAUUGUAUAUGUUAUAGAGGUAAGAAAUGUAAAAUAUGAAGAACAUGUCAGUUUAUUUUGUAUUAAAAAAGACUUUGAAAAGAUGGUUGUAAGCUAUUAUACUGUAAACACAUUUUUGCUAUUAAAAAGGCUAUUCAAACCUGUCAAUAAACU
Messenger RNA from Otolemur garnettii (small-eared galago), 4973 nucleotides. It is a transcript of the gene PIK3R4, whose product is annotated as phosphoinositide-3-kinase regulatory subunit 4. Gene Ontology annotation, biological process: protein targeting to vacuole; autophagy of peroxisome; macroautophagy. NCBI's taxonomy places the organism in Eukaryota, Metazoa, Chordata, Mammalia, Primates, Galagidae. The transcript is spliced from 20 exons. Gene Ontology annotation, molecular function: ATP binding; protein serine/threonine kinase activity; protein binding. The record is from RefSeq and is a predicted model, not a curated record. Gene Ontology annotation, cellular component: phosphatidylinositol 3-kinase complex, class III, type II; phosphatidylinositol 3-kinase complex, class III, type I; late endosome. Bases 505 to 4581 code for a protein of 1358 amino acids.